Pipra filicauda (Wire-tailed manakin) is the source of this 1706-nucleotide messenger RNA. RefSeq names its product M-phase specific PLK1 interacting protein (gene MPLKIP). The transcript has 2 exons. Bases 70 to 627 code for a protein of 185 amino acids. Lineage: Eukaryota; Metazoa; Chordata; Aves; Passeriformes; Pipridae. Gene Ontology annotation, cellular component: nucleus; midbody; centrosome. The record is from RefSeq and is a predicted model, not a curated record.
ACGGGCGGCGCUGCCAUUGCGCAGCUUCCAUUCCCGGCGCUGCCAUUCCCGGCCUGUCUCUUCCUGGCCAUGUACCGGCCAGGGUUCCGCGCGCCCACACCUCCCUACGCGGGCGGCGGCUUCCGGAGCCCCCCCUCCGGUGGAGGGCCCCUGCCGCCCUCCCCGCGGGGCUACGGGAGCCCCCAUCACACCCCGCCCUACGGGCCCCGGCCUGGCCCGUACGGCGGCGGCCUCUCGCCCCGCGGGCCCGGGUUCCAGGGGCGCUUCGGGAGCCCCUCGCCGGGGGCGCAGACACCGCGCAGGCCGCAGAGCGUCAGCCCCCGGUACCCGGCUCCCUACGGCGGCGCGUCCGCGGCCGGGGCGCCCCUGCACCUGCCGUCGCAGCACAAGCGCUCGCCCGGGGGCUUCCAGAGGCACUUCCAGGGAUCACCCAGGACAUCUACUCCAUUUGGUACAGCGCAUGGCAGAGAGAAAAGAGUGUCUAAUGAUGUGGAAAACUAUUACAGACCUUCAAUGCUUGAGGACCCAUGGGCUGGCCUAGAGCCAGUUUCUGUUACAGACAUAAACCAGCAAUACAGCAGUGAGCAAACAACAUGUACUGGUAAAAAAGGGAGGUAUUUCAGCUAACACUUUUAAAGGCCAAAUAACUCCAUCUUGUCAGGAAAACUUUGGGACAAAAUCUUAACACUUACACAAGACGAACAGUAAUCAAGACCUUAGAUAAUGCUUUUAUUUGAACAUAUGUCCACCCUUCUAUCCUACUUUUUUUUUAUUGCAUUGGAUAUUUUUAUGUAUGGGACAGAAAAGGAGUGGUAGGAAACCUUACAUUUCUGGCUAUGUGGAAGUGCCUACCAGCUUUGAAGAACAAAGUGUUCUUUAAUCACCAGCGACUGAUAUGUGACUGUUAAAAUAGGUUUCCAUAUACUUACCUCCUCCAUGCCAGAUUGUUAGCCUUUUAUUGUAAAGUACUUUAGGAAGUACUUUAUGUUUCAACAUUUUUAGAAUGAAGUAACUUGGAAAUAAAAUAAAGUUUUGUAAAUUCUUGUUUUGUAAUGUAUAAAGAAUAUUUUUGGACUCUUGUUAAGGUGUACACAUUAAGACAAAUAGUACUAUUGAAAUUAGGUGACUUCUGUAAAUGUGCUUGUAUGCUGUAGUUAACCUGUGGUUUUGUGCAUAGUGAUUUUUGUUAAUUGCAGUGUAACAUGAAGUUGAAACGUGACUUUUAGCCAUCUCAGGAAACAAAUGUAUUGCUUUUGGAAAGUUUAAUUUGUUGAACCAACUCUUGAGUCACAAACUGAAUUCUGUAAUCAUUUGCUUCUGUGUUUAAAAAAAUAUAGUUGAAUCAAUAUUAGACAUUUUUGGAUUCUAGUAACAAGUCUGUGCAGUGGCAGUUUAAGUCUAAGGAGUACAUAAAACAUAAGAUAAAAUAACUGGAAAUGUUCUCUGUGAGUCCACCUGUUAGAAUAGAGGUUUUGUUAUACUGUUGACAUUAGUACAUGCAUAGCUUUUUUUUUUAAUCUGUACAAUAUUUUCCAAUUUUUUUUUAUUUUUACUUAUGGCAGGAAUCAUUGCCAGGAGAACUGUUUUGUGUGUGUGCAUGCUAUAUUUUUAUACUGAAGUGGAAAACAAGGAGUUGGUUUUUUAGACCUUGUCUUUACAUGGAAGAUUCAUGCAUCUAAAGUACAUCACCUCUGUUUUCCCCCUGC